Talpa occidentalis (Iberian mole) is the source of this 433-nucleotide messenger RNA. Its product is annotated as ATP synthase-coupling factor 6, mitochondrial-like. The record is from RefSeq and is a predicted model, not a curated record. Lineage: Eukaryota; Metazoa; Chordata; Mammalia; Eulipotyphla; Talpidae. Bases 33 to 356 code for a protein of 107 amino acids. The transcript has a single exon. Gene Ontology annotation, biological process: proton motive force-driven ATP synthesis. Gene Ontology annotation, molecular function: proton transmembrane transporter activity.
CUGAGACGUUUCCUGUCCUUUACAGAAUCACCAUGAUUCUUCAGAGGCUCUUCCAGUUCUCCUCUUUCAUUCAGUCUGCAGUCUCAGUUCAUUUCAGGAGGAACAUUGGUGCCACGGCAGUGGCAUUUAAGGAACUUGAUCCUGUACAGAAAAUCUUUGUGGACAAGAUUAGAGAAUACAAAACCAAGCGACAGGCAUCUGGAGGACCUGUUGAUACCGGCCCAGAAUAUCAGCAAGAGCUGGGUAGAGAGCUUUUUAAGCUUAAGCAAAUGUAUGGCAAAGCAGAUAUGAAUGCGUUCCCUAACUUCAAAUUUGAAGAACCCAAGUUUGAAGUUAUUGACAAACCACAGUCCUGAAGAAAUGAUGUAAAAUGUAUCUAGUAAUUUAUUGUGCAUUAGUUUACAACUUAGGAGAAGUAUCAGAAUAAACAUUU